GAGAAUGCCUGGAAGGACAAUGAAGAAGGGCCACUGAAUUGUCUGCCUCCUGGAGGGCCCUGAAGACCAAGGUGGAGCUCAAAUCCCGACCUGCCCACAGGGUCAUGUCUACCAGCCUGACCACUUGUGAGUGGAAGAAAGUCUUCUAUGAGAAGAUGGAGGUGGCGAAGCCUGCGGACAGCUGGGAGCUCAUCAUAGACCCCAAUCUCAAGCCCAAUGAGCUGGCCCCUGGCUGGAAGCAGUACCUGGAGCAGCAUGCCUCAGGCAGGUUCCACUGCUCCUGGUGCUGGCACACCUGGCAGUCGCCCCACGUGGUCAUCCUCUUCCACAUGCACCUGGACCGCGCCCAGCGAAUGGGCUCAGUGCGCAUGCGCGUCUUCAAGCAGCUCUGCUAUGAGUGCGGCAUGGCGCGGCAGGAGGAGUCCAGCAUGCUGGAGGAGAACAUCGAGAGCCUGGUGGACAACCUCAUCUCCAGCCUGCGCGAGCAGUGCUACGACGAGGACGGUGGCCAGUACCGCAUCCACGUGGCCAGCCGCCCGGACAGCGGGCCGCACCGCAGUGAGUUCUGCGAGGCCUGCCAGGAGGGCAUCGUGCACUGGAAGCCCAGCCAGAAGCUGCUGGAGGAGGAGGCGACCUACACCUCUGGUGCCUCUAAGCCCAUGCUCCAGGAGGGCUCAGGCUACAGCUUCUUCUCUCUCCGCUGGUGCCUCUUCUGGGCCUCUCUCUGCCUGCUCAUUGUCUACCUGCAGGUCUCCUUGCACGGCUCUGUCUUCCUUUAG
Myotis brandtii (Brandt's bat) is the source of this 779-nucleotide messenger RNA. It is a transcript of the gene RTP2, whose product is annotated as receptor (chemosensory) transporter protein 2. The record is from RefSeq and is a predicted model, not a curated record. Gene Ontology annotation, biological process: protein insertion into membrane; detection of chemical stimulus involved in sensory perception of bitter taste; protein targeting to membrane. Bases 105 to 779 code for a protein of 224 amino acids. Lineage: Eukaryota; Metazoa; Chordata; Mammalia; Chiroptera; Vespertilionidae. The transcript is spliced from 3 exons. Gene Ontology annotation, cellular component: cell surface. Gene Ontology annotation, molecular function: olfactory receptor binding.